Molecule: messenger RNA, 3949 nt
Organism: Labeo rohita (rohu)
Lineage: Eukaryota; Metazoa; Chordata; Actinopteri; Cypriniformes; Cyprinidae
Gene: mbd1b
Product: methyl-CpG binding domain protein 1b
Exons: 17
Coding region: 157-2742 (861 amino acids)
Molecular function (GO): DNA binding; zinc ion binding
Source: RefSeq, a predicted model, not a curated record
GAACGCAUGAGUCACGUGUUUCCGGGUCACAACAGCACUUCCGGUCCCUCUCCUGUUUCAGUAUUUAAAAUAUAUCAAUGUGAGGUUUGUUACGGGGUUUACAGCUGAAGUAAAAAACAAAACAAAACAAAAAAAAAACAGGAAGGUUUUACUAACAUGGAAACAGAGGAAGUUGCAGCUGAGUUACCUGCAGAACCAACAACAGAAGUCAAAGAUGCAGUGAAUACAGAGGAAAGCAAAGAGCCCACGAAAAGCACAGACAUUCAGGACCAGGUCACAGAUGAAAACAAAGAGGAACCUGUAACCGAGAAGGAGGCUGAGCCUUCUAAAGACGACGACAAACCACCUGGUGACUGGUUGGAGCCACUCGAAGAAGACUGCGACGAUGUCGAUUCCCAGAGCGUUGAUGGAGAAGCAGAGAGCGUUGCGGGGAGCGAAUGGAGUGGGAGUGUGGUUAGCGUUAGGAAAAAUGUUGGAGAAAGGACGGGCAGAGGUGUUGGGAGACCUAGAAGGAGACCGCAAUUUGAGGUAGAUGAAGACUGGGAAGACUGGCCGUCGUUAGGAGAAGGAUGGAAACGCAAACAGGUUUUUCGUCGAUCAGGCACCAGUGAAGGACGCAGUGAUACGUACUAUAUGAGUCCAAGAGGUCAUAAAGUAAGAAGUAGGGUUGAGCUUUUGAAAUUUAUAAGCAAUACUGUGGACCUCACAAAUUUUGAUUUUAAAACGGGACAGUUUCUUGGUGAAGGGCCACGAAGAAGAAAGAGAAGGAAAGUGGAUUCUCCCCUGGCCUACGCUUCUGUACCGAGUUUUCCACAUGAAUCAACAGAUGUGGGUGCUGCGGCCGCGAGUCCAGGAUCUUCAGCUAAUAUCAGCUACGUUACAGCUCCGAAGCCGAGCUCAUAUUCGAUCCAAAAGGGUGCCAAUAUAGUGACCACGCCAAAAUGCAGUACAGAUACCUCUUUACCAAGUGCCGCCACUCACCCUAGCGUUGAUCUGACUAAAGAUUCUGCAAAUCCAACUCCUCCUCCUCCUCCUUUGGGCAGUUCAGUGUCUGCGGCCCCAAGUAGGCCCGUCAAUGGCACCAGUGGAGCUCCACUAAAAAUGUUUGGUGUCUGCCAUAAGUGUAAGAAGACCUAUUCUUUUGAAGAGGGACAAACUCUGUGCCCGAAUUGCAGGCUAGAGGUUAACACGUCAGUAGUAAGACGCAGAAAACCCUACAAAAAGUGGGUUCCGUGUGGCAGAUGCCGGGCUUGCCAAACUACAGUGGACUGUGGAAAAUGUGUUAGUUGCAGAAAUGGCCGGCUACGCCUUCGACUCAAUAUCCACUCUCGUAAAGUCGUUAAAUGUCGCAAACGGAAGUGUAUGCGCCCCACUCGUAAGGACAGGGCUGGAAGGGCAUCAGAAUGGCAGUUUUCAAACAUGGCUGGAUCGCUAAGCACCGCUUCAAAUAUUUCACAACCCUCAGUUUCAGACGAUUUUGAGGAAUCACAGAGCUCCUAUCUGCAGUACAGUGACUCAGAGGAUCUGUCUAUGUUCUUUGGGGGUAAUGAUGGUGACAUUGGCCUGGAUGAGAUGGGUGUGCCAAAAGUACGUCGCCGUUCAUGUGGAAAGUGUAAAGGCUGCGUUCGCCGCACAGACUGCGGCCGCUGUGAUUUUUGCAUGGACAAACCCAAGUUUGGAGGCAGAAAUAAAAAAAGACAGAAAUGCCGUCUACGACAGUGCCAAAGAGAGGCAAUGAAGCAUUUGCUGCCCAUGGAUGAGGCGGAGAUGUUGUUUUCUCAGGGCUGGGUUACACGUGGAAGGCCACGUUACACAUAUGGACGUGGAAGACCCAGGUCCAAAAACUUGUGGGAUUUCGAGGUUUCAGAUAAUGAAGCUGAAAUGAUUGUGCCAAAGGCUUCCUCAGGUGUUGCCCAGGCGGUGAAUCGGGACAGGUUCCUUCAUCCCAGUUACAAUGGAAAGGCUUAUGGUUACACUGAUGUUGCUAACAGUCAUUUGAUGAACAACAUUCCACUCUACAAUCCACAAAAAUUUGUGAUGAGCCCCCAGCUGCACAUAGGACGGGCGGGGAUGAUCAAAGAAAAUGGGUUUCAAGGCAGUGGCAUCAGCAGCAGAGCCCUUCUGUCUGCGAGACCAGAGGUUCUUCCAAUGGCAAUUCCACCAAACUGUGCUGUGAAGAGUUUGAGGGAUAUGAAUCGAUCACAAGGUUUGGCAGGUCAGGUACCAUGUCAAGAAGAGCAACAGGACGACGAUUCUUGUCCGUCGAUCACCCAGAUAUUCAGCAUGGCAGACAGUGACCCCACAAUCCAAGGUAUCGACGUCAAUCAUGAACUGAUGCCUCUUCUGAGAUCUCUUCGAAGCACGGUGCUUCCCGUCCUCUGGUUCUGCGUUGUGGUGGAAGGCCCUCGGUUACAGCUGAUGCAGUGCUCCAAGCGCUCCACUAUGGCAGACACCACUGUUCACAUCGAGCCCAGCUUCCACUACCACAUCAGCGUCCAGGGACAGCCUCUCCUGCCCACUCACAAACUCUACGACAGCCACCCAUCCUGUCUCACGGCAACAAAAGAGAUUAUUGACCUCCUCGAGGACCUAGAAAGGUACUCGGUCUGCCAGGGCUCGGCACACAAGAAUUCAACAAAUGGGCCAGAGCCUGUGUUUCCAGAGCGGGCGGCUACCUGCGACUUCCUUGUUUUGCCAGAAACAGAACGCUGUGAAAACUGUAAAACUCUACAAAGGGUAUAGAGAGAGACUAUUCAGCACAAGGGAGUUGGUCUUAAAGUAAUACAAUCUCCUAUUUUCUGAUUUUGAACUAUUCUAGAAUAUCUUUAUACUCUAAUAUUAAAAUAUUAGAGCACCGUUUAUGAUUGUUUGGGUUUGUUUUUUUUUUGUUUUUUUUUUUAGAAGGAUGCUACCAUUACAUUGACUGCUGAAUCAAUUUUUGGUUACUUUAAACCACAAAUAAGGACUAGCAUUAUUUCCCACAUUAAUGGGACAGUUCACCCAAAAAUUUAAAAUGUCAUAAUUUACUCACCCUAGUGAUGGAGGAAAAAAAAAAACAAACAACAGCACCAGGGUAAAUAGUUAUGACUUAAUUUUUAGGUGAACUGUGCCUUUAAUGAGUGACCACUAAACAUGAAGGUGUUUUUUUUGACCCUUGAGUAUGUAACACAUUUUGGUACCUACUAUGGCUAAGGAUGCAUAUUGAAUCCUGGUCAUAUGAAUGGAGGUAAUGAAUGGGCAUGUUUUACACAAUGAAACAUUCAGCAGUUUAACUGUACAUCUUGCCUUGCACUAAAGUUGUAAUAGUGCUUCACAUCCAUUGUGGUUUAAUUCCUCACACCAAUGAUAUCCGUAUAUAUGUGUUAAUGCUUAUGUACUUCUCAGGGGGGAUUUUUCAGAAUGCAUUAAUCAGAUGGAAGAUCCAUGUUUUGUUUAAAGAUUUAACAUUUGCUGUAUUGAUAUGGGAUGAGGCUGCUUUUCUUUUGGAUAGACAAUUUUGUACAUAGUGCAAGUGGUGUGGCAGAGGAAUUAGAUAAAAUCUAGUGAGAAUCUUUGUUUUUUUUUUUUUUUUUAUAAACAUGUUUUUUGCUUUCUGAAAUUUCUGUUUCCUUCAUUACAAAAGACUUUGAUUUUUUUUUUUUUUUUUUUUUUUUUUUUUUUUUUUUUUUGUUUUUUUGUUUUUGUAUGUGCUUUCAUAUAAAUAAUCUGAAUUUUGUUUAUUUAAUAAAUCAUAUUAUCUGUUGGAAGACUGCCAUUAUGUGCUCAAGGCAAUAGAUGUUGCCAUACUUUGCCAGUUAAUUAAUCACAGUACGUUAAGAUUUGUACAACGUUUUUUUUUUUUCCAAGUGUUUUAAUAUCCGCAAUGAGACAUUAUGUAAUUAUCUAAUUUACAUACAUUUCAGAACACAGAUUUGAACAGUGAAUAAAUCCAGUUGAACAUUUCUUUUAA